This is a messenger RNA of Gadus chalcogrammus (walleye pollock), 2666 nucleotides long. Its product is annotated as Rieske domain-containing protein-like. Gene Ontology annotation, molecular function: 2 iron, 2 sulfur cluster binding. The record is from RefSeq and is a predicted model, not a curated record. The coding region runs from base 1105 to 1578 and encodes 157 amino acids. The transcript has 3 exons. NCBI's taxonomy places the organism in Eukaryota, Metazoa, Chordata, Actinopteri, Gadiformes, Gadidae.
UAGUAAAGUAUAGUAUUAAUAGCGUUAUAGGAAUGGUAUUGAAUAAGGAUAAGAAAUAUGACCAUUUAUGUGUGUUGAUUACCAAUUGAAAGCGCAUGGAAAUUAAUUUAAGUGAUUCAUGUGUUAAAUCCAUAGACUGAAUUAAAUUGUGGAUUAUGACGAAUCAACAAAUUUUUGUUGGACGGUUUGCGAGCCUCUGGCAGAAAGUGAUAAGACAUUUACGCAGUAUAGUCAUCGUAUACCUGCCUGGGGGUUACAGAUAACGAUGAACUCAGUGUUUGGCCUCCUUCCCCAAAUGCUGUCAGAGCUCUUGUUGGCCUUUGGUGAGGAAACUGCUUUGCUGAGUGCCAAGGUAAAGAAACCAAACUUUUGAAAACAGGAAAUAAUUGUUAUUGUUAUUACAAUUGUUAUUACAGUACUAGGCAAGAAAGUGUCAGUGGAAGAGCAUUAUUAUACAGUACCAUGACUCUUACAUUUCUGGAGUAGUUCUUACAUAGUAUGUUACUCUCUAGUUUAGCUUGAGGCAACUCCAAAUGGUGUUCCUGUUGUUCAAAAGUUCAUUACUCUUUCUGGUACAUACCACUUUGGUAUGUAUGUGUUUAUAUACAUUACAGAUAUGGUUAUGAUAUGAUAUGGUUUACAGCAUUGAGAUAUUUUGGGUUUAACAUCACUUUAUUUUUAUCCAUAGUUUGCUCUGAUUUUGUGAUCACUAGAAGCCCAAUACUUGUGUUGGAAAAGCGGACAGAUAUACAGCCGUAUCUCCUGGCAUCAUCUCUGUCACACUAUGUUAAGAUGAUGUAACGAAUGGUUUCUCUAUCGGUACGCAGAACUUGGGUACUGACCGAGAACUAGGAUAAAUGUAUGCUUCUUAGGUUUUUGGUCGAAUACAAAUAUAUUUCCUAAAAAAUUAGGCUGGGUAGGAUUAUUUGUUAUGACCUUAUCAACAACGCAUAAUAAUAAAAAUGAACAGGGUCUGUCAAUAAUGCAAUAUUCUCAAUGAGCCUGAGAACAGGCAAACCUUGGAUACCUUCAAGAAAGAAAAGUUGUGCUCUAGCAGUGCUUUGAAAUAAUAUAACACAUUUAUAAUCAUAUAUAUAUAUAUGUAUGUUUGAUUGCUGCCUGUUUUUUGGAGAAUUGUCUCGUGCCAUGGAAGGGAAGAAGGAUGCCAGAGGAGAGGCCCACUUCGUGGGGAUGAGAGAGGAGUUGAUUGAGGCCAAACGCUCCCUCAGAACACUAGAGGGAAGAGAUGUGUUGGUCAUCUACCACCUGGAAACUUUCUAUGCUAUGGACUCUUACUGUUAUCAUGAGGCAGGAGCUCUGCAGACUGGUGACAUUGAGGAAGGUUACGACCCCAAGGAGAAAUCCCCGGUUGCCAUGUGGCUCUCUAAAGGCCCGAAGCAGAGAGUCCACUCGAUCACCGAGGCCAACGGGGAGGUCUACGUCAAACUGUCAGAAGACCCUCAACGGCUGGAUUCAGACUUCUACCAGGGAGAGAGGGGCAAGGUGCAGAGGGCCAGCAUCGAGGCGGCCAAAGCAGCCAAAGCAGCUAAAGCCUUACAGGAGAAGAAAUCCCGAUAGUACGGAGGAAGCAAUAUUUAGGCAAUACCGAUGUUUCUAAUUGAUAUCUGUAGACGGCAUGACAAUGGUUGACAUUACUGGCUGGUAUUAACUCAUUAAUAUUGCAGGGAAGAAAACAGAUUAAUCAAUUGUCUAUGUGCUCCCAUGCAGCUAUGUUUGUUUUGAAAGUAAUCAAUAGUGAUCAUGAUGGAUAAAGACAUUCCAUAUCGGUUCAUCCCUACUUGAUAGUGAUGCUGUGGAUCUGGGAUUUGAUGAUAUUGGACAUUGUGUAUUCAUUAAUAAAUGAAGUGAAUGUUGACCUGUAUCUUUUCCCAGUAAAAUGUUCUGUUCUGCUUAAGACAUCUGCAGUUGAAAAAGUCGAAGAGUCUCGGGGUGUUGCUAAAUGCAUGGGAUAUGGAUGCACUGCCGCAGCCAGAGGAAUACCAAUAUCCCUCAUGCAUAAUGCAUUUCCCUCACCAUAAAUAAUUAUGUCUAGGAUGCUCACAAUCCACACAGCCAUAGAAGUCUCCUUGUCAUUUGAUGAAAGUAAAGGAAAUUGGGCCAUCUUGUAAUAUAAUUGGACUUAUCGAUGAGCUGGCAAAAAGAAAGCAGAGAUUGUGUUCCGGCUCUCCGGCGCCCAUGGGCUGCAACAGGCCUGUAGAGGCCCUGUUCACGAGGCAGGUACUGCGCUUUUCUCUGGUAUUCUCUGAACACAAACAAACCAUUUGACAUGUAAAACACUAUGCACACACACGCACCAGACCUAGGGCUACGGCUGAACGAGGAACAUUAAGAAUAACAAAGUUGACUUGCAGGACAAAACCAACCUGCGAAGGGGUGGGUUAGAUCAGCCACCAGAUGGACGUUUUGCAUGAGGUCAGACGGAGGGGGUCAGCGAGUAGACACAACAGCAGGUGGAGUAAUGCAGGACGCUGCUUGCUCCUGUGUUCAUGUAUUCCCAUUAUGGCCUCAGCAUGUAAGGUAGCGCAGCACAAACAGCUGUUGACGGGCCGUUUGGCCCCGGAUGACUGUGCGUCGUUCAUAAUUCAUGGCCGUUAAGGGCCGGGCGGGACUCUGAACAGACAUUUAAAGCACAACUCCACAUGCCU